CUGCGUGACGCCACGGAAUUCCUGGGAACGAGAUCAAGAGAAGACACUACAUCUGUCCUCCCCUGCUACCUUAGCAUCACUGUGGAACUAGCCAAGGAGACAGGUUGCUUUUGUAUUUCUAACUACAAAUCCUUGGCUUCACUGUUGUGAGGGAGAGGAGAGCAGUGUAUGAGGGGGUAUAAGGGGCAGAUAGUGAUCUGUCAGUGAAUUCUGCAACUAUUCGCCUACACUCUCUAGAACAGGAAGUAAGCAUAGAUCUACGAUCUAGAGCUUGUGUUUCCAACAUGGCUUUCAUUGAGGCUGAACUGGCCGAGGUCAGGGACAAGCUAACCACUCAGGUCGAGGGAACUAGGAUAAUCCAGUGCCAUCCUGCUCUGGUCGCCGUAGAGAUCACCAAGACCAAGUACAAGCAGUUGAUAGCCCGGUUCCAGUUCCCGGAGGGCUAUCCCGACGCUCCCAUUCUGAUAGAACUGCAGAGCAAGACACUGUCUCUGAAGUUGUGUGACGGCCUGUGUAAGGUCUGCGAGGCCGAGGCUAAGAAAAUCCUGGGGAAGAAACAGGUCGCGCACACGGUUUCCUUCCUGCGCACCUUUUUGGACGAGAACCCUUUUUCGGUUUGCAGCGACGAGCUCAGCUUCAUCAAGAAGGACCUGGCGACCCCCGGGGACGAAGUUAAGACCAAGCAGAAGUCGGGAGUGAUCGUACUCAAGAUAAACCAGGGCGCUUACUUCAUGCACGUGCAGCUGACCGUCCCAAACGAAUACCCGACGAACCAAGUCGAGAUAGAGAACAAGGCCUGUAACUUCCCCGCGCUGUUCAUCAUGACGUUUAUGGGACAGGCGACCGAGAUGGCUCGACAAUGUACGGAGCCUCCACUGAGGAAAAAACCCAAAGACCCGCCCUUCGAGCCAGCUCCCUCACUAAAGAUGGUUGCGGAACACUUUUUCAAGUCCGUGAGGAGGUAUCCCCAGGAGAGCUGCCCUCUGUGUAAAGAGCGGGUGCUACCCGAGGAUCCGAAAAACGUGAUAACCGUCGACACGAACAUGAAAUACGUGGAACGCGUAUACUGCGGCCACGCCUACCACCACGGCUGCCUGAACAAGUAUUUAAAGACGCCGCCGUUCGAAGGCGGGAAGAAGUGCCCGGACUGCGGGAACCGAAUCUACCACGACAAGUGGAAGGUGACUCCGGAGCUGGCUGAGGCAAGAUGGGCGCACAAGGAGGCCAAGAGAAGGGAGCUGGACGAAGUCAUGGACUUUCUAGAAUGACUCUCAUACUUUGUUAGAGCUUAGCCUCCUGUGCAGACUUCUAGCGGGGCAGUGUUUGUUUCUACAAGUGGCUAGUUAACCUCUACCAGGCUUUGGGAAGGGGCUGGAAGAGUAUAAGUUGGCCCUGAGUUGGCCAAAAAGACAGAUGAUAUGCCAGUGCCAGUUGGUCUGCACUAAUUGUAAGAGAACAGUUUGCUACUCCCCUGGCAUGUCAUCUGUCUAUUUGGCCAACUUGUACUCUUUCCAGCCGCUUUUGGAAAGACAUUAAUGUUUUGUUAGCCUCUACCAGGCUUCAGGAAGGGGCUGGAAAGACCAAGUUGGCCAAAGAGACGGAUGAUAUGCCAGGGAAGUGGGUCUGCACUAGAACAGUUUGCCGCUCCCGAAGUGGACCAAAUCCUCUGGCAUGUCAUCUGUCUAUUUGGCCAACUUAUACUCUUUCCACACUCCUUUCCAGCCACUUCUGGAAAUUUGUUCAUGUUUUAUUAGCCUUUACCAGGCUUCGGGAAGCCUGGUAAAGUUCGGCUGGAAAGAGUAGAACUUGGCCAAAUAUUAAAUAGACAGAUAGAUAUUGCCAGGGGAGUUGGUCAACACUAAGAGAACAGUUUGAAUUUGCUGCUCCCAAGCGGACCAAAAAGGUGGCAUGCCAUCCAUCUAUAAUUUGGCCAACUUUUACUAUUUCCAUCCGCAUCCCAAAGCCUGGUAUAGGCUAAUGCUUUGUUAGAACUUAGCUGCCUGAGUGUGCAGAUAUAUAGUAUCACUACACAGUAUACUGUACACAAUACAUAGUGUUUCUAGAACAUGUAACGAGUGCUUUGGAUGCUGUCUCUUACUUAGUUGAUCGGAAUAUCGUUUUACAGCAAUUUAUCGCAUGGUGACUAAACAGCAUGCUGUUGCCACUGUCAGGUGUUUUAGGUAUGAAUAGUAUACAUGUACCUAUGUAUAGGCAUGGUGGUCUUACUAAUGAACAAAUGAUUAUGUUAUGAACGUCAAGUAAUUGAAUAUAGAUGAAUGUUUUGAGUCUGCCAAGACAGGCAAGAGCAAUUGCCCAUGUAUCUGUUGUACUUUACCUUAGUUCCUUCCACAAGCUGGUUGCAAAGGUGAUGAAUUGGUAGCAAAUUUUCUACCCCAAAAGGUUGGGGUUUUGUGUCGCUACUGCUAUUUCCUCUUGACGACUAUCUGUGUCUUUCUCUGUUCAAUAACAACAUUGUUUUGUUGUAACUUAAGUCAGUUGGACCCUGACAUUUGUUCACCAUCUAUUCAAAGCAUGGCAGAAAUAUUGACAGUUUGUGUAGAAUGCUGGGAAUACGCAAUAUGGAAAUCUCAUUAAAAACCAUGAGUUGCAUUUGGAAGAGGUCAAUAUUUGUACCAGUAGCUCUUGGCUACUGUGGAUAUGGAUGGGAAGAACAACCAAAGUCACUGCAAUAAAGAUAGACUUUGUUCUUUGCUGAU
Branchiostoma belcheri (Belcher's lancelet) is the source of this 2717-nucleotide messenger RNA. RefSeq lists its product as uncharacterized. The record is from RefSeq and is a predicted model, not a curated record. The transcript has a single exon. Gene Ontology annotation, molecular function: metal ion binding; protein binding. Lineage: Eukaryota; Metazoa; Chordata; Leptocardii; Amphioxiformes; Branchiostomatidae. The coding region runs from base 285 to 1268 and encodes 327 amino acids.